Molecule: messenger RNA, 750 nt
Organism: Botrytis fragariae
Lineage: Eukaryota; Fungi; Ascomycota; Leotiomycetes; Helotiales; Sclerotiniaceae
Product: putative hemerythrin hhe cation binding domain-containing protein
Exons: 3
Coding region: 1-750 (249 amino acids)
Source: RefSeq, a predicted model, not a curated record
AUGACAUCUACCCAGAGUUCUUGGGCAGAUGGCCCCUGGGAGCUAUUGGAGACACCGGGGAACACUCAAGAUAUAAAAAACCACGCCGCAAUCCACUCUGCAAACGAGAUGGCUCAUUUACAUAAUUGCAUAAUUAGAGGCAUCAAUUGUAUCUAUUUACAAGCGCCCCACGUGAGAGCGACAGAAGAUGUUAAGGAUUUCUUGUUCUUCGUCAAAGCCUGGUGCUCUUUUGUGAAGCAUCACCACGACGUUGAGGAAGAGCUUGUGUUCCCUCGGCUUGAGGAUUUUACCGGCAAGCCUGGCUGCAUGAGUGCCAACGUUGCGCAGCAUGCAACUUUCGAACCUGGUCUUCACGAACUUGCUGAUUACUCAGAGAAGACUUCGCCUUCCGCAUUCAGCGCCACGAAGGUACGCUCGUUGAUUGAUGGAUUUGCGGAUGCCCUACGGAAUCAUCUAAAAGCAGAAAUUCCCACACUUUUAGCACUGCAGCCCUACGAGAGCGAGGGUAUUAUGAAGAUAUUCAAAGAAUGCGAGGCUGCAGGCUUCAAUCAACCAAAUGAUAUAGCCUUGCCACUGAUCCUGGGUCUGUCAGAUAGCACGUUUGAGAAUGGAAAAUACGUAUUUCCAGCAGUACCGGGGUUUGCAAGAUAUCUUGUCCAUUAUUGGUAUUGUCGUGCACAUCAAGGCGCGUGGAGAUUUUUACCGAGCGAUAUGUGGGGUAUACCGAGACCUUUAGCAUUCUUGAAUUAA